AUGACACACCAAGCACACUCCUACCAUAUAGUAGACCCUAGCCCCUGACCAAUCUUUGGAGCGGCCGCCGCCCUCCUGACUACCUCCGGACUAACCAUGUGAUUCCACUAUCACUCCCCAUACCUACUCCUGAUGGGCCUCACCUCCACCGCCCUAGUGAUAAUUCAAUGAUGACGAGACAUUAUCCGAGAAAGCACAUUCCAAGGCCACCAUACACCUGCCGUACAAAAAGGCCUACGAUAUGGAAUAGUCCUAUUCAUUACAUCAGAAGCAUUCUUCUUCCUAGGAUUCUUCUGAGCAUUCUUCCACUCCAGCCUAGCCCCUACCCCAGAACUAGGGGGCCAAUGACCCCCCGUUGGGAUUAAACCCCUCAACCCAAUGGAUGUUCCCCUCCUAAAUACUGCCAUUCUCCUAGCUUCAGGAGUCACUGUCACAUGAGCCCAUCACAGCAUCACGGAAGCCAACCGAAAACAGGCAAUCCAAGCCCUCACCUUAACAGUCCUACUAGGAUUCUACUUCACCGCUCUUCAAGCCAUAGAAUACUACGAGGCCCCAUUCUCCAUUGCUGACGGAGUUUAUGGUUCCACCUUCUUCGUUGCCACUGGGUUCCAUGGCCUCCAUGUCAUCAUUGGCUCAACGUUCCUCUUAGUAUGCCUUCUACGCCUAAUCAAAUACCACUUUACACCAAAACACCACUUUGGCUUUGAGGCAGCAGCCUGAUACUGACAUUUCGUAGACGUUGUAUGACUAUUCCUCUACGUAUCUAUUUACUGAUGAGGAUCCU
This is a messenger RNA of Malurus melanocephalus (red-backed fairy wren), 784 nucleotides long. NCBI's taxonomy places the organism in Eukaryota, Metazoa, Chordata, Aves, Passeriformes, Maluridae. The record is from the annotation of a RefSeq genome assembly.